UCAGUCUUGACGGAGUUCACAGCUCCAGCAGCAGGGAAACACACCCGUCAGCAGCGCGCACUGGAGACAAAAAAAAAAGCGCAUCGCGGACAAAGGAAAUAUGGGUGCGCUGAGGAGGAUCCACCUCAGCCCGGUCACACGAUGGAUGAGCCGCUUCUGUUUCAUUUACCGGGAGACCAAUUAGCCCACCUUAAUGAGGUGCUGGGAUGCGAGGUACUGCAAGCUAAAAAGGCGGAAGGCUGCGUGUAAUCCGUCUGCGGAUCCUGUGAGCUUGCAAUGGCUGUGGCGGGGAUAUGCAACCGGAUAGGGAAUAAUGUGCCUUUUUAUUUUGUGAUAUUUUCCUUAUUUUGUGGCCUUUCGUGCGGACAAUUGCGUUAUUCUAUUGCGGAAGAGCUGGAAAAUGGGGCACUGGUCGGCGAUGUGGCGCAGGACUUGGGGCUGGAUAUUCGAAAGCUCGCCACCCGAAAAAUUAAGGUAACCUCCAACAGCGGCAAACGCUAUGUGAUUGUGAACCCCAAAAACGGGAAAUUGCUCGUCAAUGAGAGGAUCGACAGGGAGGCACUGUGUGAUCUGUCCAGCACCUGCCUCAUUAAUCUGGAGGUGCUGGUCGAGAACCCCAGCGAGGUGCACCAUGUCGAGGUGGAGAUUGUGGACGCCAAUGAUAACGCGCCGCAGUUCCCCAGAGAGGAGUACCAACUGGAAAUCACAGAAUCUGCUUUACCGGGCUCUCGGUACCCGAUUGAAAACGCUCAGGACCCAGACAUCGGGUCCAAUUCAGUUCGUAUGUAUCAGCUCAGCACAAACGACCAUUUCGCGCUGGUAUCCAACAAACCCUCCCUAAAUACAAAGCACAUCGAGCUUGUGCUCAAGAAGCCCCUGGAUCGUGAACAGACGCCUUACCACCAAAUCAUUCUAAGUGCUGUGGAUGGUGGGACCCCAGAGAAAACAGGCACUGCUAAAAUCAAUGUCCGGGUCCUCGACUCAAAUGACAAUGUCCCCCUCUUUGACAGCUCGGUGUACAAGGUGAAGCUGUUGGAAAAUUCACCCAAAGACACCUUGGUAAUCAAACUGAAUGCAACUGAUCUGGACGAGGGCACAAAUGGAGAGGUGUAUUACUCCUUCAGCAGCUACACUCCAGAGAGAGUGAGGCAGAUGUUCAGCAUGGACACUAAUUCGGGAGAAAUAAGAGUGAGGAGCAAUGUUGACUACGAAGAGACCAACUCCUAUGAGAUGUACAUCCAGGCGAUGGACAAGGGGCCCGGGGCCGUGGCAGCACACUGUAAGGUCGUGGUUGAAGUGGUGGAUGUGAAUGACAACGUCCCUCAGAUAGUGUUGUCAUCCCUGUCCAGCCCUGUGAGAGAAGACGCCCGUGCAGACACAGUCGUGGCCCUCAUUAGCGUUACCGAUCGGGACUCUGGCGCGAACAAGCAGGUGAGCCUGGAGAUCCCAGCAGGCCUUCCCUUCAAGAUCAAGUCAUUCAGAAAUUACUACACUCUGGUUACCUCAGCCUUCCUGGACCGUGAGACCACUGAUGCCUACAAUGUCACUCUGAGUGCCACAGAUGGAGGAAACCCUCCCCUCUCCUCCCAAAAGACCAUACAGGUGGACGUGGCUGAUGUAAAUGACAACCCACCUCGAUUUGAGCAGACUUCAUACACGGUCUAUGUGGGUGAGAACAAUGGCCCCGGGGCCUCUUUGUGCACCGUGAAAGCUCAAGAUGCAGACAUCAAGGAGAACGCGCGCAUCACCUACACAGUGCUCAAUGACAACAACCAUGGCAUCCCUGUCACCUCGUAUGUGUCUGUGAAGGCCGAUACUGGGGAGGCUUAUGCCCUGCGAGCCUUCGACUAUGAGUCACUGAGAGAGUUUCACUUCCAGGUCAAAGCCCAAGAUGGGGGCAUUCCUCCGCUCAGCCGCGUCGCCACUGUCUACAUCUACAUAAUGGAUCAGAAUGACCACGCACCACUGAUAGUCAACCCUCCUGGCAAUGGCACGCGCUCCUUGGAGACCGUGCAAAAGAACGCAGAGCCCGGUGCCUUGGUGACCAAAGUGGUAGCAUACGAUGCAGACGCUGGUCCAAAUGCCUGGUUGGUGUACUUGCUGGAGACAGCCACUGACCUGGACUUGUUCAAGGUCCAUGAACACACCGGUGAGAUCAGAACCACUCGGAGGAUCCUGGAGGACAACUCCACGUCCUUUGCUCUGACUGUCUUAGUGAAGGACCAUGGGCAGCCUGCUCUCUCCUCCACCGCCACCAUCAACGUGGCUGUCAUGGAGGUGCCACCCAAAGUGGUCCCGGACCCCAAGAGGAUCAUCCGGCCUCACAGCACCCUGCUCUUCUCCAACGUGACCCUCUACUUGAUUGUGGCUUUGAGCGCCACCACCUUUGUGUUCCUGGUUACCGUGGUGGUGCUGGCCAUUGUCCGCUGUCAUGCCUACUGCACCCAGCCCGGGUCCUGCUCCCCUUGCUGCGUGUCACAGAAGCCCCCUCCAGAUGGCGGGAGCAACAGCGUAAGUGCUGGUCCGCCAGGCGGAGCUGGCGCCGGGGCACAGCCCAAUAGCAAUGUGAUGCUUCGUAGAGACCUUAAAGUGGAGCCUCACUACAUCGAAGUGCGGGGGAAUGGCUCCCUGACAAAGACUUACUGCUACAAGACCUGCCUGACAGCCACCUCUGGCAGUGACACUUUCAUGUUCUACAACACAGGGCGUCCCAUCAGUGGCACCUGGGGCAGCGGUGCCGACCGCUUCUUCACCAGUGGAAGUGGAUUCGUACGCAGACUGAGUAUGCCUGAUGCCUCAAUGCAACUCUGCCCAGAGCCAAAAGCCCCGAAUGCUGACUGGCGAUAUUCUGCAUCUUUGAGGGCAGGGAUGCAGAGUUCGGUCCACAUGGAGGAGUCCUCUGUGAUGCAGGGAGCCCAGGGGAUGCUCGUCCAGAACUGGCCCACUGUUUCCAGCGCCGCAGACGGUGAUGGUGGAGAGCUGUCACCCCCGGUGGGAGCUGGAGUCGACAGCAACAGCUGGCACUUCAGAUACGGCGCCGGGCAGAGCUACGGUCCCCCUCAGCCCAUGAUGAGGCCCGGAGAGAUUCCCCCCGAAGCCUUCAUCAUCCCCGGAUCCCCCGCCAUCAUUUCCAUCCGCCAUGACGCGGGCCCAGUGGACGACAAGGGUGACUUCAUAAGCUUCGGCAAGAAGGAGGAGGCCAAGAAGAAGAAAAAGAAGAAGAAGGACAAGAAGGACAAGAAGGAUAAAGGAAAGGAUGACGGUGACGAAUAGAGGAGAAGGAGUGAUUUGAAAACAGAGCUACCAACAAACUUUCAUCCCAAUUUCAGAGCCAGAAAAAAAAAUCGAAAUGCAUAUUGUAGAACCGAGGGAGCCCCUUUGCACCAUAUUUGCAUAGACACUGUACAGUGGCCAAACCCUCAUUAGACCAGGCCUGGCUCCCCCGCACCAUGCAAACCUGCAAAGCAAAUGUACGUCUCCCUUGCUUGGCUCAUUUGGCCCAUCACUUUGGCUAAGGUUUAUGGUAAACAAAUGUUCUUAGAAGCUAGAUUUCAUCUAAAGGUUGGACCAAAUUAAAACAGAAAGCAAUUUAUCAGAUUAGAAUAGCCCUGCUGUGAUUUCCACUUUGUAUAAUGAAACACAAAGACACCUGAGAAGGUGUACGAUUUUUAUCUGACCAUUGUCAGCUGAGGUGGCCCCGCGUUGGCGUCUCUGUCUAUAUGCAGCCCCCUUACUUUUUGACUCGCCUAGUUGGAGGUGAAGUUGAAGCCAAACUAAAAGAAAGGAAACAGAGGCUUUCGUCUUUAGUAUUAUGGAGGCCUUAUGGUCUUUUGUAAAAAAAAAAGAAAAACGAAAAAGUAACAACAAUACAGUAUAUGUACCAUGAGAUUAGCACCUUUUUAAGAGAACGAGGUGGCUGAGACGAACAGGCCCACUCUCGGAUAAAGAGCUCUGUUUCAGUGUAACAUAGCACAUCGCAGAGGCUGAGGACCUGGACUGGGUUGCACCAACUAUGCGCAAGUUUGUUCCCAGGUUAAGGUACAAAAUAAAAGUAGUGGCUGCAUAACUGCUGGUUCAUUUGCAGUUAGCGAGUUACUGAAUUAGAGCGGACUAAUGGAUACUACUCUACAGCUGUAGCUAUAGUUAGAACAUUGAGAUUUGAGAUGAGUAGCUGAGCAGUAAGAGCACUACCAUGCUGAUGGAAACAAACCACUUUGAUUUGUAGUAGAUUGGCAGAAAAAUUACGAUUGAUAAAUAGAUCCCAAACUUGACACUUGAAGGACAACACUAGGAUUUCUAUGUUUUAGUCCGUUCUCUACAAAUCAGUUUAAAACUAACAUCACUGCUUGCAACUUUCCAAAGCACAACAAUGGGGAUUUGGGGAAUUCCAAUGUGUUUUUACCAAAGUUCCAGGCAGCAAACGUUAUAUUUUCAUCACAUGUUGAUGAAUCUCGAGUGCAGCUUAGUUUAAAAACUGCCCUGCACCAUCACAAUAAGGUCAUUUUUGGCAGAACGCCACACAAAACAUGAUGGAUCACAAACAGUGUGACCAGAACUUGUUAAAUUUUUUACAGCAGAUUCUGCUUUAAAAAGGAAAGACUCAUAGAAAAUAUUAGUCAGUAAUGUGUAAUUUGUAGAAAAUGGACAUAAACGGUCAAAAUCACUGAUAUCGUCCUUUCGGUUGCAAAGUGACCUGGGAUUAGUCAAGAAAAAAAAAUAAAGUGUGUGCGGGAAAUACUCCUGCUUUACUGUUAGUGAGUGCAAUUGUGUGACUUUGUAUCAUUUGCACCUGCUUUAUUGCUUGCUUAACUACUUAGUUGUUACUUGAGGUUAUGUUGUAAGAGAUUUUUGUGGUGCUACCGCUUAUAUUUUAGCAGUGCGUGAAUCGGGAUCAGUGGCUACUUGGGACAUAACUAGGGAACCUACACGUGCAGCUGAUGCAACCGGCCCCUGACCUUGACUCCUCUCUCGGAAUAUGGCACAGGUCAUCGGGGGGUCUCAAUCCCGCCGUGUAUCAGCACCAGUCUGACACACGCUGACAACACAAACAUCACACUGACUUUCUCUGCCUCUUACGCACACAUGCACACAUGCACACAAGCAAACACACACGUAUCCCCAGACAUACACACAUAUAUACGACAAAAUUAUCCUAAAAGAAAACCCCCCCUCCUCUCUGGAAAGUCCAAAAUCCAAGACGAAAGCCAGUGCCACCCUGAAUAUGGGAGUGUAUUAUAUGGCUGGGACACAGGAAGGUUGCUUGUCGCUUCGUUUCUGUUCAAGCCUGAUCCCCUCUACUUCUGUCUCUGAAUGUUAAAUAGUCGUUCUUCAAGCCCUGCACCACUGCCUCAACUGCUUCAGUGCUUGUAGGAUUCGCUUUGCCCGCUGCCCGUUUUCCUCCCCUCUACUCCCGCUUCUUCGGAUCAACAUGGUCGGACGCCAUCUUUCAAGUCGCUCUCCCUCGAUGAACUGUGCGGCUUUUGUGCAUUUGCAUAUUCACACACAUAGACACACACACACACACACACACGUCUUUUGUUCAAGUUCAAGUGAGCUUAGGUGCUUCAGCCUCAGAGUGUCUCUCCUGAUCGCCGCUCGCUGACAGCACUGUCAUCUUUCGCAUUGGUCCUCGUGUGUCACGUUGUAAGGACUUCUGACGGGUUCUCUCAAACUGUGCCGGAUAUAAUGAGACAGGAUGAAGAGGGUGGAAAAAGAGACGGAAAGAAAGAGAAAGAAAGGAAAGCAGCCAUUGUAGUGUCGUGUGUGUGCUGCUCCAACGUUCACGAUCGGGCAAGUCAUGCCUCUUUUGCACGCACAGUGGUACUCCAGUCAUUCCUGUGUCAGCCAUUAGUGACAAUUGAGUAACUUGGGUCAGAUAAAACCACGCUCAAUGGGAAGUGCAGCACUGGGAAUGGUGGUCGACUUGGAAAGGGAGGAAUCUAAGGAGUUAAUGGAGGAGAAACACGGUGCUCCACUGAGAGGCAUUAACAUUUAAAAGGAACAUUUUUAAUAGGACUUAAAUGAUACAUUCAUUUGCUCGACUGCUGCACAUGAACAUUAGAAACGAGGGCUGCUGUGGAAGUGCCGCGUCAAAGAGAAGCCUGCCGAUCGACUUGAUGCGACCCUGACGUUGUGAGAUCAGUCACUGGAGAGUGUGCUCAGAAAGUGCACUGGUGGGUAAUGGAACCGCAUCAACAUGAUGGAAAGUGUCGUGAAAUCUCACCUCAGUGUUCCUUUUUUAUAAAAACCCCAUCGUGUUACCAGUCACAGUAGGAGUGUAUAGGUGCUGCUAUCAGGCUCAACCCCUCCCAUGCACACGUUCCCUCCCGCCCCCCUGCUCCCCCAACCCCGUCCUCCAGGUGUACUUCUGUGCUGUCAGAUCACCAAGUGGCUGUUUGCAUGUUAUAAGCAAAAGGAAACAGAUACUAUAUAGAUAAUAUAUAUCAUAGAUAUGUUUUUCCACUGGGAAACGCGUAUUGGAAUACAUAUACCUCUGAUACACAUUCUCAAAGGCGACACACACACAUGUUGAAAGACCCACAAUCAUCCGUACACACAUGAAUAAACCCAUACAUCCAUGUACUCUACUGCGAACAGUAAUUUGUGGAAAAACCUGAAAGAAUCACAUUUUUUUAUCCUGCUGAAAAUGAAUUUAAUCUUCUAGAUAUACAUAAUGCUAUUGUGUUAUGCUGAGAAAUGCCUUUGUUUUUACCCCAUAUGGUUUUUUUCAUUGUAAGUAAAACUUUAACUUGUGUUAAGCUAUGGAACGAUGAUCAAACAAACACUGUUGUGAAAUAAAAUCAUGUACUCACCCUCCAUAUCUAUUCUUUGCCCAGUAGAGAAAUAAAAAAAUGUGAAAAUAGACAGAAAAAAACAUCAAAAUAUAUAAAACGGUAUUUAAAAAAAAUAAAGUUGAUGUAUUCUCUGCUUGUGUAUAGUGAAUGUUCUUCAGUCGCUGGAUGUGACACAUCCCAGGCGACUGUGACAGUGCAGAUCUGUUCAUAACUUUUUUGUACACCUGCUUCUCAUUGUAAAGGUGAUAAUAGUGAUUCUUAUGAUUUCAUCAAUCUGGUGAUGUGUUUUGUUUAUAAGUCACAAAUAAAGUUUUUCUUAAAUAUCUUAA
Molecule: messenger RNA, 7123 nt
Organism: Hippoglossus stenolepis (Pacific halibut)
Lineage: Eukaryota; Metazoa; Chordata; Actinopteri; Pleuronectiformes; Pleuronectidae
Product: protocadherin alpha-C2
Exons: 4
Coding region: 277-3273 (998 amino acids)
Biological process (GO): homophilic cell-cell adhesion
Cellular component (GO): plasma membrane
Molecular function (GO): calcium ion binding
Source: RefSeq, a predicted model, not a curated record